CCUCCAUUACUCACAGGGCAUCAAAUUUGGGAGAGAAUUUCUCAAUUACCUAAAGUUACAGAAGCUUCACCUUCUAGACUUCCUGGAUAUGGUGUUGAACAUAAUUGGACCAAACAAAGCAUAUUUUGGGAGUUGCCGUAUUGGAAGGACAAUCUGCUACGACAUAAUCUAGAUGUGAUGCACAUUGAAAAAAAUUACUUUGACAAUUUGUUUAACACAGUGAUGGAUGUUAAGGGUAAGACAAAAGACAAUCCAAAAGCUAGAAUGGACAUAAAGGAAUAUUGUAGGAGAAAAGAGUUAUGGCUGCAGGAAUUACAGAAUGGUAAAAUAGUUAAGCCCAAAGCCAGCUUUUCAUUCACAUUGGAUGAGAAACGUGAAAUUAUUGAGUGGGUUAAAAAUUUGAGGAUGCCAGAGGGCUAUGCUUCGAAUUUAGGAAAGCGGGCAGAUAUGAAUGAAGGAAAAUUGAUAGGUAUGAAAAGUCAUGAUUGUCAUGUGUUCAUGGAAACUUUAAUUCCUAUCGCUUUUAGCCAUCUACCCGAAAGGAUAUGGAAACCAAUCACAGAGAUAAGUCUUUUUUUUAAAGAUUUGUGUUCUGGAAAGUUGUUGGAGAGUAGUUUAGAUAGGAUGGAGGAAAAUAUUCUUGUCACUACUACUAAGUUGGAGAAGAUAUUUCCAUGUGGUUUUUUUGAUGUGAUGGAGCAUCUUCCAAUUCACCUUGUACAAGAGGCCCGCCUCGGAGGUCCGGUUCAAACAAGAUGGAUGUAUCCAUUUGAGAGAAAAAUUGGUAGUUCGAAGCAAACGAUUAAGCAAAGGGGAAGGAUCGAAGGAUCAUUUGUUCAAGGUCAUAUUGGGAGAGAAACAUGUGAUUUUUAUUCUUAUUACUUUGGUCAUGAUGUGUCAUGUAGGAGAAACAGGCCCAAUCGCAAUGAUGAAGGCGAUAUUGAUCCUUUAUUUCCACCAAUAUCAAUUUUUAAUCAAAAUGGUCGAGGAUCUAAAAAGCGUAGAAAGCGAGGCUUCACUGAUAUGGAAAUGCAAUCAGCUGUGACACAUAUUUUGCUUAAUUGUCCAGAGAUUCAAUCAUAUGUCAACUUGUUCGUAAACACAUGGGGUAAUGAAGCCAUCUAUACAGAAUUUUCCAAAUGGCUGAGGAACUAUGUUUACGAUGAAUACUCAAGUGUCCAACAUUUGCAAUUAGUGAAAGAAGUAGCCCUUGGACCUGAAUCUCAAGUACUGGCAAUGAAUAAGUAUUGUGUCAAUGGUUUUAAGUUUCAAACUGAAGAAGUAUCUAGGAACAAGAAAACAAAUAAUAGCGGUGUCUAUAUACAAGGUGAUGUUGAUGGUACUGGUCAAACUAUUGAAUAUUAUGGUGUAAUUCAAGAGAUUAUUGAAGUGAGGUAUUCAGGUUGGCCUAAUAAGAAGAUUAUGUCAUCAGGCGGUGACGGUGAUAGAUAUCGCGAGCAUCUUGGAGUUGGCCAGACUAAACAGGCUAAAAAGAAGAAGUCUAGGAGACCGAUAGAUCCUGAGGAUAUUGCAGGAUCUAUUACUUCUGCGCCAGAGCGCAUCAGCCAUAAUGCUCAUUUAUUUGCUGUUCCGUUUGGUACGGCAGAUCCUCAGCAAUAUUAUCUUAAUUAUCGUCAACCAGUCGGUGCUUCAUCUACUUCACAAGCAUUGCAUUCACGACGCUACGAGGACCUACCUUUACAGGCUAUUCGUCGAGCACGACCCUUAUCGGCAGGUACUCCAUCUCCCACAGGUACAUCUCCUCAGUUAUCUGCCAUGAGGCUUGGAGAUUCUAGUAGCGAGCAUUCAGAUGCUAUGGCCGGUACGCCUCCAUUGACUCAGCGUUUUGUGCAUCCUGUUGUAUCACCCUCGUCUACAGUUGCACCUAGUGCUACACCACAUGAUACGAUGUCUGCUCUAGCUCCUGGGCAGAAGGACAAACUUGGUAGAGUCAUGAUUGAGCCGGAUGGAUCAUCAUAA
Molecule: messenger RNA, 1980 nt
Organism: Solanum stenotomum
Lineage: Eukaryota; Viridiplantae; Streptophyta; Magnoliopsida; Solanales; Solanaceae
Exons: 5
Coding region: 178-1980 (600 amino acids)
Source: RefSeq, a predicted model, not a curated record